UUUACGUCUUUGUUUUCAGUUGUGACUGGGGCUACAGAUGGAAUCGGAAAAGCCUACGCAGAAGAGUUGGCUCGCAGUGGCAUGUGUGUUGUUCUCAUCAGUAGAUCCCAGGAGAAACUUGAUCAAGUUUCCAAUGAAAUCAAAGAGAAAUUUCAUGUCGAUACCAAGACCAUUGCAGUGGACUUUGGAGAGAAGGAAGACAUUUACAAAAUCAUCGAGUCGGUGCUGGCUGAUCUAGAAAUUGGAGUGCUGGUAAACAAUGUUGGAAUUGCAUAUGGAUAUCCUGAAUAUUUCCUUGACAUUCCGGAUCUUGAUAAUAUGAUCAGUAAUAUUAUUAAAAUCAACGUCACAUCAGUCUGCAAGAUGACACAGUUGGUGCUCCCCGGAAUGGUGAAAAGGUCCAAGGGGGUGAUUCUGAACAUCUCCUCGGCUAGCGGCAUGUACCCGGUGCCACUGCUGACGCUCUACUCUGCUACCAAGGCAUUUGUGGAUUUCUUCUCCCGAGCGCUGCAUGCCGAAUACAAGAGCCGGGGGAUCACUGUGCAGAGCGUUUUGCCCUUCUACGUCGCCACCAAACUGAGCAAGAUCCGCAGGCCGACGCUGGACAAGCCCAGCCCGGAGACGUACGUACGAUCUGCGCUGGGCACAGUGGGGCUGCAAGAGCAAACCAACGGCUACCUGCCUCACGCAGUGCUGGGCUGGCUGACCACCUGCCUGAUGCCAGUCAAGCUGGUCAUGAAGCAGUCCAUGAAUAUGAACAAGAGCAUUCGGGCCCGCUUUCUGAAGAAGCAGAAGGAAAACUAGAGAAGAACGGACAAAAGCCAAAAAAAAGCAACACCGGCCGGCCGCAGACGUCCGAUUGUUCACUGACGUCCAGAAGGCAAGGCUUCAAUUAAAAAGUGGAUUAUAACCCAAUUUAUAAGAGGGCAGGAUACUCGGGUUUUGCAUCUUUUUCUUUUUUAAAUGUAGGAACGGUUUAUAACAUUUGACUUCCUAAUUGGUAAUAAACUAAGCUGACUCAUUCAUACAUAA
Polypterus senegalus (gray bichir) is the source of this 1032-nucleotide messenger RNA. RefSeq names its product hydroxysteroid (17-beta) dehydrogenase 12a (gene hsd17b12a). Gene Ontology annotation, molecular function: oxidoreductase activity. The transcript has 10 exons. NCBI's taxonomy places the organism in Eukaryota, Metazoa, Chordata, Cladistia, Polypteriformes, Polypteridae. Bases 82 to 804 code for a protein of 240 amino acids. The record is from RefSeq and is a predicted model, not a curated record. Gene Ontology annotation, cellular component: endoplasmic reticulum.